CUAGCCGUGCCGGAGCAGCGAGGCGGCCACGCUCUGCACCGCGACGUCCGGGCCUCGGGGUCUCCCUCCCGCCAGCCGUCUCGGCCGAUGCUGAGGGUCGGUGCCCAUCCCGCGCGGAGGGGACCCGGCCGGGCCGCCGAGCCGGGCCGGGGGCCGGAGCCCGAGCCUGCGCCCGAGCCCGAGCUCGUCAGAAGUUAAGGUCUGCGCGGGGCGGCCAUUGGCUGCGGAGCGUCACGUGACCGCGGGGGCGUGCCAAUGUGCGCCCUCACGGGUGUCAAGCCCCUGUCAGAGUGUGCGAUCAAGAUCGUGAAACAACGCGAUGCAAAAAGCGACCUACUACGACAGUUCGGCGAUCUACGGUGGCUACCCUUACCAGGCAGCCAACGGGUUCGGUUAUAAUGCCAAUCAGCAGCCGUACCCGGCAUCCACAGCGUUGGGCGCCGAUGGCGAGUACCACCGACCCGCCUGUUCACUCCAGUCGCCUGCAAAUGCUGGGAGCCACCCCAAGGCGCACGAGCUGAGCGAGGCCUGUCUGCGCACCCUGAGCGGUCCGGCCAGCCAGCCUCCGGUUCUCGGCGAGCCGCCCCUGGCCCCACCGCCACCCCAGGCUGCGCCCCCUGCCCCACCGCAGCCUCCAGCUCCGCCUCAGCCCCCUGCACCCACCCCUGCCGCGCCCCCGCCCCCCUCUUCAGUCUCCCCACCUCAGAAUGGCAGCAGCAACCCCACCCCCGCCAGUGCAGCCAAGAGCCCCCUACUCAACUCGCCCACCGUGGCCAAACAAAUCUUCCCCUGGAUGAAAGAGUCUCGGCAAAACACAAAGCAGAAAACCAGCGGCUCCAGCUCAGGGGAGAGCUGUGCAGGUGACAAGAGCCCACCUGGGCAGGCAUCAUCCAAGAGGGCGCGCACGGCCUACACAAGCGCGCAGCUGGUGGAACUAGAGAAGGAAUUUCACUUCAACCGCUACCUGUGCCGGCCGCGCAGGGUGGAGAUGGCCAACCUGCUGAACCUCACUGAGCGCCAGAUCAAGAUCUGGUUCCAGAAUCGACGCAUGAAGUACAAGAAGGAUCAGAAGGGCAAGGGCAUGCUGACGUCAUCAGGGGGUCAGUCCCCAAGUCGCAGUCCCGUGCCCCCCGGCCCUGGCGGUUAUCUGAACUCUAUGCAUUCGCUGGUUAACAGCGUCCCAUACGAGCCCCAGUCGCCCCCGCCUUUCUCCAAGCCCUCUCAGGGCGCCUAUGGGUUGCCCCCUGCCUCCUACCCCGCACCCCUGCCCAGCUGCGCACCGCCGCCGCCUCCACAGAAGCGCUACACGGCGGCAGGGGCGGCCGCGGGGGGCACACCCGACUAUGAUCCACACGCGCAUGGCCUGCAGGGCAACGGCAGCUAUGGGACUCCACACUUACAGGGAAGCCCCGUCUUCGUGGGGGGCAGCUAUGUGGAGCCCAUGAGCAACUCUGGCCCGCCCCUCUUUGGCCUAACUCACCUGCCCCACGCCGCCUCGGCUGCCAUGGACUACGGGGGCGCUGGGCCACUGGGUAGCGGUCACCAUCACGGGCCCGGGCCAGGGGAACCGCAUCCAACCUACACGGACCUUACCGCCCACCAUCCUUCUCAGGGAAGAAUUCAGGAAGCCCCCAAGCUCACUCAUCUGUGAUGGUGGGCUUGGGGCUGCGCGCCAGGAGAGUCCCCCCACCCCACCCCACCCCACCAUCUUUCUUCAUUUGCUUUUUUUGUUUUAAGGUUCUUUUUGCACCUCCCUUUCCUCUCUUCUCCAGCCCCCCCCCCCCCGCCCCGCUCUCCCCCGACCCGUUUUGUUUUCUUUGGUAACACGUUUUUAUGGUUUAUGUGACGUAGCAAUCUUGGUUGCUGGAAUGGCUGUCGGUAUCAGUAGUGAUAUGUAUCUGCUCCCGCCCCUCGCUGGGCCGCUGGCCUUGCACCCUUUACCUUCUCUACUCUUUGAUCAGAAACAGGGUAUAUGAACAAAUUUUCUAGCCAAGUUCUUCAAUGUGAAUUUGUUCGUACAUUAUGGCUCCCGAGGGGAAGCAAUUACUUUUAAUUUUUAGUUGUUUUUUUUUUUAUUGCACUUCUUGUAAAGAGCGAGAAAAAAUCAAAGGCGCUUUGAGACAGGGGCUCCCUGUACAAGGAUGACUAAGUGUACGUCUUUCCGUGUGUGUAUGCUGGUGAAGUCAGAUUUAUUUAUAUUUUUUUUGCAAGCAUUGAAUAAUCUAAGUUUUAAAUAUUAUUUAUCCCCAUCCGUCUGUAUUUAUAUUAAAGAAAUUCUGUACCCUGAUUGUUCAGAAGGUUUCUUGGGCCUUUUGUUCAAUGGUGUAUUGGCGUACAUAGGAAAAAAAAGUUUAUUCGAAAGGGAAGUAUAAUUCCUUUAUAAAGAUGGUAAUGAUGCAAUAAUACCAGAGAGGAUCCAGCUUUUGAAAACAGUGAUCUAGGUUUGUAACAUCCGGCGAAACUGGGAAAAAAAAAAUCUGUAAACGCGAAAAAUGCUAGAUUUGUUUUGAGAGUUCUACAUUCCUUGCUGCUCACAUUCUGAGAAACAAAACAAAAAAUAAAAUAAAGUUUUUAUUCUGAAUAAUAUCCGUGUUCAAAAGAGAGUCUUUGGCCGAAGAGAAGGGUCUGCAUGGAGUCCAGGCGGAGGUGAAUUGGCGGAGCAGGCCGCGGCAGCCCUCCAGCUCCAGCGUGAGGCCUGGCCAGGCGGCUCGCCUGGGAGCGCGGCGAAUUCUCGGGGAAGGCAGUCGGAGCUUCUGGCGGCGGCCGCUCUGGAAACACCGAGCUGGCAGCUCGCUGGGCUGCCCGGUUCCCAGCUGCCACCGUGGCCAGCCGCGGGCGAAGGGGCGGCGGCGGAGUGCUGAGUGCGGAAGGAACAAAGGCGGCCCGGCUGAGACGCGGCGGGGGGUGCACAGGUGACCCGGCAGCCCCGCCAGGGAGUAAGGUAGGGCUGUCUUCUCCACUAUCUUUUUUGGAUCAAAGCGGGCCAGCCAACGCCUUACCACGGGGAAUCGCCGGCCGCGCUGAGGAUGCAUUUUCUAGGAGCAACCGAAUGCUCCGCGGAUGCUUCGCUGUUCCUUACCGCACCAAGAGGAACCACAGGAAUCACAGCUAAAAUCGCCCCUGGGAGUGGGGAGGUUCCGAAGAGACCCACGACUCCAGCAAAAGAACGGCUGAACUCCGAGGAGCCUGCUCAAGUCCUUCCAUAGACUGAGUCCUAGCAUUGGCUUCUUCCCGGAAUAUAGGAUUUGGCGUUCUCUGGAUUUAUUUCCUCUCCUUCUUCCCUCCCUGCUUUCCUUUUAUGGCCCAGGGGGAGGGGGAGAGAGAGGAGAUCGGUAUCUUUCUAAUAAAAAUGCAGUUUUAAAGUACUUCUUUUAUUUAAUGCUACAGGAGCUAAACAUUAUAUUUCUACUGCUGGAUUUAAGAGGGCUGACUACUGACUGGCUGGCAGAGGCAAAGGCAGGCACAGGAAAGGAAAAUAUUUUCAUGUUCAGAUUAAAGAAUUGCUCAGAGAAGAAACCAAAAUCAGAAAGUGCAAACCUCGGAACUGCAUCCCCAUCAGCAACUCCCCCCCUCCAAAGCAGAAAGUGAGGAACCACCUGUGUCUGGGUAUCAGGAGCAUCUGAUGUGAGAAAUGUAUCCCCCAUCUCCCCGGAUUGUAUCUUUCAGAGGCAGAGAUGGGAAAUGUCGCCAUUUUGUUUGCAAUCCAAAAUAUACAUCAUCAUGGCCACUAUCUUUCCCCUGAGAAACUCCGGAAUAUGAGCUUUCAAAACAGGCAAUAGGAGCCAUUUUAGGGGUACCUACUGGGCCUGGAGGAGCUGCUUUUAGGGAACCUCCUGAAGUCUCAAAAAAAAAAAAGAGAAAAAGACUGGGAAGAUGCAAAGUCAGGCAGCUGUAAAGAGCUGGGUGUUUCACUGCUAGAGGUGCUUCCCCUAAAUCUGUCCUGGAGCUCCUGCUACAUUUUUUUUUUUUUUUUUUCCUUUUCAAAAGAGUUUAGGAUGUAGAAGAAGUAGAUUUUGCUCUCUACCCCACUCCUACAUCCCUGCUGAAAUAUGGCGCAACCCAGAAAUGCAGAGUUGGAAAACCAGUGUUUUCUCCAGUGAGGACUGGAGCUUCCACCCUUUUGCUUGUUCAGAUAUGAACACAGUAGGCUGAGCAGACAAGGGAGGCUUCUGUUAAGUAAUAAUUUUAGAGGAGUGUGUAAAAUUACCUGGGCAGUAGGGGGAGGGGAGAAAGAGAAGGCAGAGAGAGAGAAAGCUACCCAUCCAGAGAGAAAAAAAAUCUUUCAGGGAUACCACUAUUUGUAGUUUCUAAAAUCUGCCCUUUAGCUGAGGAAGAACUGGUUUGGAGGCGUCCACCUUCCCUCAGGGCAGAUUUUUAAAGUGAGAUUCCAAUAUGAUUUCCCUUAUCUUGCCAGUCAAGAUGUUCAUUUUGACUUUCAGAGAAAAAAAAUAUCAAUCUCAACCUCCAUUUUCUAGAUAUUAAACAGAAAUCUGUAUUAAAAUAUCUCCUGAGUUAAAGUAAUAGAUUUGGGGAAGAUUUCAGUGUUGAGUGGUUUAAAAAAAAAGGGGGGGGGGGUUCUUCCAGAUGGUAUUUGAAUUAAGGCCGCUGAGGCGAGCAGAAAGCUCUCACCCACGCAGCCCCUGACAAAGCCUCAGCGAUAUGGGGGCAGCGUUGCUUCCUUUCCACACUCCUCCUCCCCUUAACCCCUCAAUAUUUUCUGGUAAAAGCAAAUGCCAAAAGCCACCAUCCCAGAGUCCGCAAAGCACCUUUCCUAAAAGCAGCCCUCGAACUCUGCUGCCAAAAAUAUCUUUAAAGAGACUAGUUUUCCUUGUUUCCUUGGUUUCCUGCUCUCCUCUUUGCUCAACCACAUUUGAUCUUGGAAAGAGCUCGAAGCUGAAAUGUGUUCUUAAGGGCCAGAAGCUGUCAAGGCUUUUGGUGAGCAAGAUUGAUCGCACCCAGACUUCCUUCAGAGCUUUGUUUGGAAUAAAAGCAAGAAAACUGAAAAAAAAAACCUCACAUUUUCCAAAAUAGCAUCUCUAUCUGUAAGGCAUUGCUCUGGGCUAGUCAAUGACGGAGGCCACUUUCUAAUUUCCAACCCAAGCCCCUUUGAUGCCAGCCUCAGAGAUGGAGUCCUGUCCUUGUGGCUUGCUCAGCCUUUCUUGUUUUCUACGUAGAUUUUUCUCCCCCAACAAUCUUUCUCUCCCUAGCCAUCAGAAUGAUUUAUUUUCCUGCCACCGAUGCCUGCCGGCCAGGGGGAGUCUGAUCACUUGGUCCAUUUCAAAGGAAGCAAAAGCGAAUCAUCAUCCUCGGUGUGGGGGAAAAGAGAUACCUUCAGAUUGCUCUCUCAGCCUCCUUCCCUUUUUCUGGCUUGGUGGAUUUUUGCAGAGUUAUUGUUUGGUAUCUAAAGGUGUCAUCUUUUGAACCCUCCAGCACAGUCCAAGAUGCGCUCAGUCUCAAGUCUCCGAGUUGGAAAAAAGGAGUGAACAGAGAAACAGAACCUUUAUAAUUCCUCCUUGGGUCGCCCUUUCUCACCCGCGGUGCUGUUUCCCACAACAGACCCCGAGUGCAAACAUCCCUGGUGGCCAAGAAGCGGGACAGUUCAGGAGACGAUUCUGGCUGCCAAGGAGCACUCACUGCAUCUGAAUCAACAAGCCCCAUCAGAGCGACCAGGAUGAGAAGAAGGGAAGGAGAAGAAAAAGAAAGAACAAGCAAGCACCUUCUCCCUCCGUGCUGCUAACUUCCAACAGACUUCCUGGAAAUCAGAAAUACUUACCGCACCCGAGCCCUACGGGUAUGAAACCCAGAAUGCCAGGAGCCGCACGCGCCUGCUCGGGGCGGCAUUUCUUUGGCUGGCCGCCGCCCUGGCUACAGGGAUUUGGGCACAUGGAUCUGGGGUUGUUGUCUCGCUUGGCACAUGCCUCUAUCUUUCUCGAGCCACUCCUGAAAAGUUGAUGGCGCAGGAGGGUCGGGAAGCCUGGAGAGCCGCCUCCCGUUUUCCGCUUCCCGCUGGAGCCAGAUGCGAAGCUGUCGUGGAAAAGCCGGCUAACAAUGGACCCCGGUCCGGGGUCCGGGGGGCGCGGAC
Molecule: messenger RNA, 6082 nt
Organism: Dama dama (fallow deer)
Lineage: Eukaryota; Metazoa; Chordata; Mammalia; Artiodactyla; Cervidae
Gene: HOXA3
Product: homeobox A3
Exons: 3
Coding region: 320-1651 (443 amino acids)
Biological process (GO): regulation of transcription by RNA polymerase II
Cellular component (GO): nucleus
Molecular function (GO): RNA polymerase II cis-regulatory region sequence-specific DNA binding; DNA-binding transcription factor activity, RNA polymerase II-specific
Source: RefSeq, a predicted model, not a curated record